AUGAGGUUCUUAUGUCUUCAUGGUGCUAUUGGCAACAUCGACAAUAUUAACAUCCAGCUUGAUCCACUGGUGAAGCAAAUGGCCAUGGACGGGUUCGCUUCAUUCCACUAUAUCAACGGUCCUGUUCCUGUGUCUCCACCGGCAGGUACGAUCCCCGCGAGCUCAAACGCUGAUAAAAGCCGACGCUCUCUAGGGUUCACGGAAUAUUUUGGUAUCGGCCCGCACUACCGGUGGUUAGAGGAUGGAGGAGUAGCAGAGGACUCAAUGAUCUCUCGUGUUCGAAAAUCUCCGCAUGGUUCGAGUCCUGAAGAUGUGAUGAGAGCUUUGGGCAAGGGCUGGGAUGGCCGUUGGCUCAAUCACCAUCAAGUCAUGGAGUACCUCUAUGAUACAUUGGAAAAGAACCCCGAUAUCGAAGGCAUCGUCGGAUAUAGUGAGGGUGCCACGAUGGCUGGGAGUCUAAUCCUGGAUGAGGAUAGAAAGGCUCAGGAGACUGGCCGUCCGCGUCGCAUCAAGUGCGCGAUUUUCUUCACUGGUUGGCCUCCUCUCUCCCCCGAGGAGGACGUGAUCCUAGCAGAUGAGAGUGAUUAUACUCUAAACAUUCCGACGCUUCAUGUGGUUGGUGCAGAUGACCCCUACCGAUACGGCGCACUAGCCUUGUUCAACAUUUGUGACCCUAAUACCGCAGCAAUGUUCGACACUGGACGGGGCCACACCAUUCCUCGCUCCGGUCUGGUCAUCGCAGAGUUGGGAAAUGCCGUGAGAGAUUUAAUCGACAGAGCGUAUCAAGCGUAA
Messenger RNA from Penicillium expansum, 792 nucleotides. Its product is annotated as Serine hydrolase FSH. The record is from RefSeq and is a predicted model, not a curated record. The transcript has 4 exons. NCBI's taxonomy places the organism in Eukaryota, Fungi, Ascomycota, Eurotiomycetes, Eurotiales, Aspergillaceae. The coding region runs from base 1 to 792 and encodes 263 amino acids. Gene Ontology annotation, cellular component: nucleus; cytoplasm.